AUGCAGUUCCUUCUCCCGAUCCUCACUCUGGCUGGCGCCGCCUUUGCUGGUGUCAUCUCCCGGGACGAGCCCUCCAACGUUCCCGUCGGCAACGCCCCAGAGGUCUCGAUUCAGGCCAUCACGCAUCUUUUCAUCUGCGCCGAUGCCAACUUUUCUGGCCGUUGUGAGAACUUGGAGUCGAACACUGGCCAGUGCUACAACCUCCAGAACGGCUGGAACGACAUUGUCACCUCGCUUGGCCCCGACCAGGGAACGUCUUGCACCAUCUGGGAGAACAACGGUUGCACCGGCGCCUCCAUCGGCGGGAUUGUCAGUCCCGGUAUUUUCAACCUGGCCGACUCCAACUGGAACUUCAACGACAAGGCGAGCUCGUACCGAUGCAACUAG
Colletotrichum graminicola M1.001 is the source of this 387-nucleotide messenger RNA. RefSeq lists its product as uncharacterized. Lineage: Eukaryota; Fungi; Ascomycota; Sordariomycetes; Glomerellales; Glomerellaceae. The coding region runs from base 1 to 387 and encodes 128 amino acids. The transcript has 4 exons. The record is from RefSeq and is a predicted model, not a curated record.